UUUUGAAUAAAUAAAAUAUAUUUCAAUAUUGGGGGUCAUGAGAGCGUAUCGACGAUGCAAAGGCAGCUAGUAUACCACAAAAGUAGGCUUGCAAUGGGUCUUCGACAGAGGAUAGACCUUGAUAUUCCAAGGCUGCUGCGGUUCGACCACCACUUGAGUCACUGCGAUUCGGACUGGUGGGUUCGUUGAGGUUCAUUGAAGACCAUCGUUCAUUUCCCGGUAAUCGUCGAGGACGCCACGUGAGACCUGCAUUCGGAAUCAACUAAGUCAUCCAAUCGUUGACCACACUCUACAUGCAUGGAGUUCUUCAACGAUGUGGGCGGAGAUCCGCUCAAGCCCUCCUUGUUUGAAUUAGUUGCCCAAGAGCAGCUUCGUGAUCUACUCCAACCUGCUCUAAAGUAUGUCCUCGCAGUAUUUGCUCAACGCUACCCUCGCCAACUCAUCCGUAUAGUCAACCGCCAUGAAGAAUUUUAUGCCUUCAUCAUGCUUUUUGUUGAACGUCACUAUCUCCGCAAGCACAAUGCAUCAUUUGCUGAGAAUUUUUACGGUCUGAAGAGACGCAGAAAGCCUUGGAUAACAACCGAGCGAGCAACAGCUGCUGUUGGUGGAAUACCACCUGGUGAGAAGCUCAGAAGUCGCGAGAUUUGGCGGUCGUUAUUUUUCCUAAUUGCUGUACCUUAUUUACGAGCGAAAGGGCAAGACUACUACGAGUCACUCGGUGGAGGCAUUGACUCGGAUAUCCUGGAGGACGGAGGCAGCGAAAGACAUAUACGAGAACUCACAGACGAGAGUAUUGCAGGUGUUAUACGCAGAAAGUUCAAAACACUAUACCCAUGGUUCAACACCGGAUUUGAAGUAUGGCUUCUUGCUCAUAAUGUAUCCUAUUUAUUCGAUCGCACCCCAUUCUACCGCCCAUGGUUAGCUUGGAUAGGAGUCGAUCUCAGAAGACUCAAUAUGGACGAUUUCCUCGCACACCAAGUGAAGCAAAAUGCGAUCUCCCCAACGAAGAACGGAUUCUUAGCUGUAGUUCGACGGCUCAUGCUGCUGUCACCACAAUUACUACUCGACUCCUUGAGACUUCUCUUGCCUACAGCCAUCUUCUUCAUCAAAUUUCUUGAGUGGUGGUAUUCCCCGGGCUCUCCUGCGCGGUCACUGUCUAUAUCCCCUCUAGGUCCGGUCAUCCCUCCACCUCAGAUACUUCCACCACAUCCCGCAGGGAUCACUAUCGACAGCACGAAAUACGGACAUUGCCCGCUCUGCCAAGAGCCUAUUCACAACGCAACAGCAUUGCCAUCCGGUUACGUUUUCUGCUACCGCUGCGCACACGACCAUGUCGAGCAACACGGUAAUUGCCCAAUAACGCUCCUGCCUGCAAAGGCGUGGCAACUCAGGAAGGUCUUGGUUUAAGUUGGUUCACUACCUCAUGGUAUUUGCGUUGGUACAUUAUAUAUGACGUUCUCUGUUCUCGGUAGUUCACCGCCAAGAAUUAUACGAAGAAACAUCUCACAAAUAUCCAGGGUCAUGAUCUAUCAUCA
Suillus clintonianus is the source of this 1535-nucleotide messenger RNA. RefSeq names its product Pex12 amino terminal region-domain-containing protein. Gene Ontology annotation, biological process: protein import into peroxisome matrix; protein monoubiquitination. The transcript has 6 exons. Bases 298 to 1407 code for a protein of 369 amino acids. Lineage: Eukaryota; Fungi; Basidiomycota; Agaricomycetes; Boletales; Suillaceae. The record is from RefSeq and is a predicted model, not a curated record. Gene Ontology annotation, cellular component: peroxisomal membrane; peroxisomal importomer complex. Gene Ontology annotation, molecular function: protein binding; zinc ion binding; ubiquitin-protein transferase activity.